Messenger RNA from Cataglyphis hispanica, 1266 nucleotides. RefSeq names its product odorant receptor 4-like. NCBI's taxonomy places the organism in Eukaryota, Metazoa, Arthropoda, Insecta, Hymenoptera, Formicidae. Bases 1 to 1266 code for a protein of 421 amino acids. The transcript has 6 exons. Gene Ontology annotation, molecular function: odorant binding; olfactory receptor activity. Gene Ontology annotation, cellular component: plasma membrane. The record is from RefSeq and is a predicted model, not a curated record. Gene Ontology annotation, biological process: sensory perception of smell; detection of chemical stimulus involved in sensory perception of smell.
AUGCUACGCGUACGGCUCGUGCAGUUUUCAACAAACAUCAUCAUCGUGAACAUGCCAAGUGCAAGACAAGACGAACACGACUCCAACUAUCGGCGAGACAUUCGGAAUGUUUUCAAACUGAACAAUUGGAUUUUAGGCUCGAUCGGCAUCUGGCCAGUCGCGAUUUGCGGUAUCGGACGAUACGCGUCUAAGAUUGCGAUCGCGAUCUGCAAUCUCGCGUUUAGCUUCGCGUUAGUGCCGUGUGCCUUGCACAUCAUCUAUGACGAAAAAGAUAUCAUCAUGAGACUGAAGCUAUGCGGCCUUCUGGCCUUUUGUCUUACCGCAAUGACAAAAUACUGCAUCCUCGCGAUACGUCGUCCGAAGAUACUGCGUUGCAUCGAAUAUGUGAAGAACGACUGGUGGCAGGUGACGUUCAGAUCUGAUCGCGAAGUGAUGCUGAAGUACGCUACCAUUGGUCGCAAUCUAACGAUUAUCGGAGCAUCGUUCAUGUACACUGCCGGCAUCAUUUAUUACAUGAUACUGAUACCAUUUUUUUCCGAGCACAAAGUCAACAAUCAAACCAUCAGACCGCUAGUAUAUCCAAUUUACAGCAAAUUUCGCCACUCCCAAAUUAGCCCGGUAUACGAAAUUGUGUAUCUAGCUCAUUGCGUGUGCGGAUACACCAUAUAUUCAGUGACAGCUGGUGCGUACGGACUUGCCGCUUUAUUCGCCACUCAUGCAUGCGGCCAGAUCGAAGUAAUCGAAUCACGAUUAGAAGAUCUCCUAACUGGUGAAAGAUUCAAACAAAGUUCAAAAAUUCAUCAACGAAUCGCUUCCAUCGUAAAGGAUCAUGUUCGAAUAAUAAGGUUUGCAAUUGUGGUGGAAGAAGUUUUGCAAGAAGUAUGUUUAGUAGAGUUGACUAGUUCUGUAUGCACGAUAUGUCUGCUCGAAUACUACUGUAUAGUGGAUUGGCAACAAGAUAAUAAACUUAGUUUGGCAACUUAUUUUCUACUCCUUGUUUCCUUCUGUUUCAAUGUAUAUAUAUUAUGCUACAUCGGCGAUCUUCUCGUGGAAAAGAGCAGUCAAAUUGGAUAUAUUUGCUAUAUGAUUAAUUGGUAUCAAUUAUCGCCAAAAUCAGCUCGCAGUCUUAUCUUGAUAAUUGCUAUGGCAAGCCAUCCCAUAAAAAUCAGUGCUGGUAGAAUGGUAGAUUUAUCAUUAUCAACUUUUGGAAAUGUAUUAAAGACUAGCGUGGCAUAUCUGAGCUUCCUGCGAACGUUAGUGAUGUAA